AUGUACUCAAUAGUUAUUUUUAGUGAGACAGAGGAGACCGAAAUUGUGCCUAGCGAAUGGCUAAGCAUCGACAAAUCUGUCACCUACUGGCCACGCUACAAGGCCAGCAUAUGUAGUGUGGCAGUUAUCAAGAGAGAGGAGCCGAAUGAAGCGUGGAAGAAAAGCAGCAGAGUCGCAGUGGAGACCCAUCAGUCCUCCUUACCCGCCAUACCACCUCUAACACCUGAUAUUUCACAGAAGAAAAGCAGCAGAGUAGCAGUGGAGAUCCACUCCUUGCCUGACACACCACAUCUAACACCUGUGCCACCUGAGACGCCGCAGAAGAAAAGCAGCAGAGUAGCAGUGGAGAUCCACUCCUUGCCUGACACACCACAUCUAACACCUGUGCCACCUGAGACGCCGCAGCUUUACAAACUGUUGGCAGAAAUCAGCGGUCAGGUGCGUCAGAACACUCUCCUCCUACAAGCCCUCCACAAGAAAAGGGACUCUUGUGAAGUGGGGGAUGCUGACUACGACUUUCCCCUCAGAACCCUCACUUGUGUGAAGACCAUGGAGGCUCGGCUAGUGGAACAAGAAGCGAAACGGUGUCUGACCAGGUACCUCUGCAGCCUGGGAGGUGCGACAUCGAAAGAUGUCCUUCACAGGAUUUUACGCCACGUCAUGACUGAUGAGCUGGCGAACAAGUUCAACUGGCGUGGGAGGGGGGCAAAGAGCCCCUUUUCUGCCCUCAUCUUGGCCAAAGUUAUAAUAGCAAACAGAGAUUUUCAAUAA
Molecule: messenger RNA, 771 nt
Organism: Engraulis encrasicolus (European anchovy)
Lineage: Eukaryota; Metazoa; Chordata; Actinopteri; Clupeiformes; Engraulidae
Exons: 7
Coding region: 1-771 (256 amino acids)
Source: RefSeq, a predicted model, not a curated record